Molecule: messenger RNA, 2802 nt
Organism: Saccostrea cuccullata (small rock oyster)
Lineage: Eukaryota; Metazoa; Mollusca; Bivalvia; Ostreida; Ostreidae
Product: N,N'-diacetylchitobiase-like
Exons: 8
Coding region: 281-2758 (825 amino acids)
Biological process (GO): glycosaminoglycan metabolic process; carbohydrate metabolic process
Cellular component (GO): membrane
Molecular function (GO): polysaccharide binding; beta-N-acetylhexosaminidase activity
Source: RefSeq, a predicted model, not a curated record
AGUUUGGUGUGUAGAUAUUGACAGGAUUGCCAAAGAUCUAAAAAUAACAUAUGACGUAGUAAGAAAUGGGGUACUCACGCCGUACGCAACUGUAACUUAUUUUGCUAACGUAACUCUAGAGAAUGUUGGUACGACACCAAUUCCUGCCGCAAACUGGAGCAUCUAUUUCUGUCACCACACCCUUAUUCAACCUGUAUACUACAACGCCACGAUAAACCAGUAUAUUGGAGGAGGCCUGAUUCUUUCUGGGAAUAUAACUCUGACGCAUGUUAAAGGUUGCAUGUUCAAAUUUGACCCAUACAAUGGUGACAACAAAGUUUUUCAGAACCUACCAUUGCAACCAGGAGAGCUCCGAAAUAUUUCGUUCCUGGCUUCCAACUGGGCUAUAUCCCGAUAUGACAUCUUUCCAAACUGGUAUCUGUCAAAUGGCACACAUCAGCAAAUUAUUGAAAAUACCAAAAGUCCUGAUGCAACAUUCGUCGCCCCUCACACAACUUUUGUUGAGUUCAUGAGGGGAAUACCGAACGAUGUGAUGGGUAUACCACCCUCACCAUUCGAACGUUACCGGGGAUACAAUUUCACUGACCUUGAAUCCAUCAAAACGUCCAUUCUACCCACCCCAGUAAAGCAGACGCUUGGAAAUGAAACCGUUACUAUUGACAAGAAAUGGAGAAUAGACAGGGAUCGUUUCAGAAGCCUAUCCGGAGUCGCCAAGUACAUACAAAAGUCUAUAAAGGGAUCCAAAAUCAGGAAUCUAAAACCCACCUCAAACAGAGUCAUACAACUCAGAAUAAAGAAAAACGCAACGAAAGAAAAUCCCGAGGGAUAUACCUUAAAAAUUACUUCUAAACCAGAUAGGGUAGACAUAUUAGGGAACUCCGUGGGUGGCGUGUUUAACGGAAUCCAAUCACUGUUCAGCUUGCUGGCCUUCGGAGGUACCAUUCCCACCAUGACAAUUACAGACGAACCCCGAUUUAACCACAGAGGACUCUUGUUUGAUGUUGCCAGGAAUUUCUUUCCAAAAUCCACCAUUAUUAAGUUGUUAGAAGUAAUGGCUUUAUUCAAACUGAACAAACUCCAACUGAAUCUGGCGGACGAUGAAGGUUGGCGUUUGGACAUCGAGGCACUUCCGGAGUUAGCCAAGAUUGGAGGAAAACGUUGUCAUGACUUGCAAGAGAGGACUUGUCUGUUUUCCCAGUUGGGUUCAAACCCGAGCGGCAGCGGUAUUGGGUCUGGAUAUUUCACGAAAAAAGACUAUCAAGAUAUUCUUAAAGCAGCUCGAGACCGUAACAUUGAAAUCAUCCCUAGCAUCAACAUAGCUGGCCGUGCUCGUGCUGCAGUUAUUGCAAUGAACGAAUACUCCAGAAGAACGAACACCACCGAUUACAAUCUCCAUGACGUACAAACCGAACACGUUUAUCUUACAGACACGUUGUUUGAUGAUUCUGCCAUAAAUCCAUGCAUGCCGUCAACUUUCAAAUUUUUUGAUACCGUUUUGAAAGAAAUCAAAUCGUAUCAUAAUGAGGCUAAGGUGCCACUGGAGCGUGUCAAUAUUGGAGGAGAUGAUUCCCCGGCUGCUGCAUGGUUGAAUUCCUCCUAUUGCAAGAACCUUACUUACGAUGGGCCUGAUCCAUUCAUGCGUAUCAAAGUGAACUUUACGACACAGAUUGCCAAGAUUGCUGCUGAUAAUGGAGUUAACCUUUCUGGAUUUGAGGAGUUCUUUAUGGCAUGGCCCACGACAGAUCCUAGAGGGGGGCCCUUGGUUCCUUUUGAUGUCAAUCGAUACCCAGAAAAUUUGGAAAUAACCGUUCAUACAAGGAAUUCACAAAACGAUGUUUUCAUUCAGAGAGCGACUGCUCUUACUAAUAAUGGCUACAAGGUCAUCUUGUCGCAGUCAGAUUUCCUGAGUUUUGAUCACGCUCCUGAGGCGGACCCAGAAAGCCCCGGGGAUUAUUGGGCUAUCCGAUUCAUUGAUCCUCUUCGAGUGUUCUCUUAUCUUCCUGAGCAUCGCUGCUGUAACCUAAUACCCGAUGAAUUCACCUUUGGUAAAAUGCCAUUUGCUCCAUAUGGAUGUAUAGACGAUAGCAACUGCUUAGAAGCUAAACAGCCACAGAAUGUUACAGGAAUGCAGGCACAAGUUUGGACAGCAAGAAUAAGGACGGAGGACCAGUUAUUUGGGCUGUUGUUUCCACGCUUGAUUGUUUUUGCUGAGAGAGCCUGGCACCGAGCACCCUGGGAAUCGUCCUACAAAGUCCGCACGAACGUCAACGAGGACUACCCCGUACCGGAUUUUCCAGCACGUGAUGCCGAUUGGGCUCGUGUAGCUAGCAUGAUUGGCCACCGUGAACUUAAGAGGUUGGAAGCAUAUGGAGUCAAUCCCAGAAUUCCACCGCCAGGAGCUAGAAAUAUGACCUACAAAGAUGCAAACAAUACCAUAAAACACGUGUUACACACGGACGUUGCAUAUCCAGAUCUACAACCCCAAGUGCAAGGAGGUCAAAACCAGUGGGCGGACAUUAAGCCAGCUACUGACAUUACAAAUCUAAAAAUGAGAGUACUGGCCUAUAGAACCAGAAACGCCGCAAAUAACAGAUACAGCAAAGUAGACAAUUAUGUUCUAGAGAGGCCCAGAAAUGUGCUAGAGAGACUUGUAGAAGCGGGACUUAUAGCACCUCCUCCGGGAAUAGGAAUACCGCCCGAGUUUGGUUCCACUGUUCCACCCAUAGAUGUAUCCCUGACGUCCACCACCAAACCAUAAACCAAAGCCAUUAUAUAAAGAAAAUAGUUCUGUGUCAACAAUAA